ACAUUUAAACAUGCGAUUACUGCAAUCAUAAUACAGAAGACUUGCCAGCACUACAGUUUCUUAUAAACUCAGAAAGCUAAAUCUUGUCAUGGCUCUUGCAUAAGAACUUUAUUUAAUACGGCCCUUUAAUUUGUAGUGUUUUAUUAUCCGAAAAUUUUGAUUUCUUAUGGUAAAAGCUGAUCAAACAUAUGGCUUCUUCAGUUGUUCUUUGUCCAGCUAUCGUCAUGUCAUAUAGCAAGUGCAGGAUCCGUCAAAAGCUACCCCAAAUCAAAGCUCACAGCUAUAGAGAUGAAGGGAAAUCAAGGCAUGUAGUUGAUGCAAAUUUACAAGUUUUAAAGGAAAGAAUGGAAGAAGUGAAGAUGAAAGAGAGAUUAGAGAGGUGUUUGGCAUGUGAGCAGGGUUGGAAUUACACAGCUACUACUAAUACUGCAAGUUUAUAUUUACAGAAGAAACGCAAGAAAGAAUUGGAUUACAUAUCUCAAUGUGUUGAACUUUUUUGCAUGGUUGGUGGAACUAUUGGAUUUACUAUACUUGGCUGUAGUCUUUGCCUUUACCUUACUUCCCUGCUUAUUCAUUUAAAUCUUAGCAACUGAGCAUAUAUAUGGAAUUGUGCUCAAGUAGCAGUGCUGUGAUUCUAUUUGUAACUAUGUGAUUAUUUUCAUUUUUAUGCAUAUAUUCUGUUGGGGUAAUUAAUUUCCCUAUAGCUUGUAAUGACAGUCGACAGAGCUUAUUUUUUCAUUAGCUCUGCUAUAUCCUUUCCAAGACAUUUGAAAUCCAUUGUUAACUUUUCCUUCUUAGAAAGUCAAAAGAAUAAAAAGCUUUGGGAAUUAAGCACUU
Molecule: messenger RNA, 837 nt
Organism: Nicotiana tabacum (common tobacco)
Lineage: Eukaryota; Viridiplantae; Streptophyta; Magnoliopsida; Solanales; Solanaceae
Source: RefSeq, a predicted model, not a curated record